This is a messenger RNA of Dermacentor albipictus, 2687 nucleotides long. Its product is annotated as von Hippel-Lindau disease tumor suppressor-like. The record is from RefSeq and is a predicted model, not a curated record. NCBI's taxonomy places the organism in Eukaryota, Metazoa, Arthropoda, Arachnida, Ixodida, Ixodidae.
UCGGCCGCUCUUGUUGAAAUUUCUUGCUGUGUGAGUUAGGCAGUUCGUUACGCUCAUUGCCAACUGACAAGUGCAAUUGGAGGUUUGAAUAGCUCAGGUGUACACUGUACUCAGGUGCCUAUGUAGUCUAGAUGUGCGGUCGUCGCGUGCGGCGAGUGUUAUUAGAGUGGAUUUUUUUUCAGUGCGAUGGAUGACGAUACAAGGCAGGUGCACCGCCUGGUCUCUGGCGCGUCGCUGUGUCCGUCGUAUGUGCGUUUUGUGAACAAGACAAACUACCACGUGGAUGUCAUCUGGCUCAACUAUGAAGGCCUGCGCAUCAAGUACAAGAGCCUCGGUCCUAAUCAGGCGCUCGAUGUGGACACCUUUGUGAGCCAUCCAUGGAUCUUUCGUGACACGGUGACACAUGAUCGUAGGGUUGUUCAUCAAAAGGAGGUGUUUCACCCUCCUGGGCCGUCAGGCCUGGGUCCCGAUGGUCAACCCCAGUACACCCGCAAGCUGGUUCGCAUCACCCUGCCUGUCUACUCACUGAAGGAAAACUGUUUCCAAGAGAUCCGGCGCUGCAUUGUGUCGCCCGAGGCCAUCCGCCAAACAGGCAUUCCACAGUCGCUGCAGAUGGAAUACCUCAUCUUUCUACAGCAGCACUGAAGAGGAAGCGACGACACAGGCGCCAUGUGCUGCAGUGGACCACCAGCUGCGAGUGUGCAUUUCCAACUGUGGACCUACACUACCGAUGUGCAGCCAGUGUGCACGUCAUGUUCAGUGGCAAAUACAAGUAGGGGCUGAAAAUACGCACACUUUAGCAGAUAUGAAGGUUUUUUGUUACAAGAAAAUUGGUCAACUCACAGCGGGGGUUAGCUCACUGCUUUCUCUACCUCCCCUCAGCAGGCUUGUCUUCAAGUUAGCUUAUCUGCAUGCUGGGUUUUGAAGGGUUCAGUUGGUCAACGAGUGUCACUUGUGUGAAAAGUGUUUACUUUUGAAACUAGAUUCUCUCAGGUUUUAAUGACUUCAUGGUAAAUGUGCGUGUAAGUGGCCAUGUGAAUGUGAAUGCACAUGCACUUUCUGCCUGCAGUGUGUACACAUUUAGUGUGAAUGAAAGACAAAGUGAGGGGUGUAAACCAGAAAAUAGCAGCACGGGUUAGAGAAGGACAAGCUACUGUCAAAUUGUUGGCCUAUUCUUUCCUGACAAAAAGAGGAGUUCUGGGCAUAAAACAACUGCCGGCAGUGUUGGCGUAGUAUAAGUGGCCAUUGACCAACUUCUUGUUUCCAGAUUUUAUAUAUAUAUAUAAUCAGGAAACUAGUUGGUCAAUGGCCACUUAUGCAGGGCGUGUCAGCGAGCACUUUCAAAAAUUUUUGAAGGUUGCCUGUGGCAGAUAGCUCAAUUCUAGUUGAUGAGCUGGCCUACUCGAAACAGCGGACAAAUUGACUGAUUAACAAUAAUUCACUAAUUAACUUUUUGCUAAUUAUCUUAUGACCCAUAUUGCAAUUUACAAAUUCUAGCAGUGUACUUCGCAAGGUGGAUCCACUUGGAAUGAAUUCUCAGGACGAGACCAGUUUCGAGAUGUAAAUUCCCGAACUUUGCGGAAAAAUGCAUUAGUGUUCCAGUUACUUGUGUGCUUCAGUGCAUAAAACGACGUGUUGUUAACAAAUUAACUGGAACGUCAAUGCAUUUAUCCACAAAGUUCGGGAAUUUAUAUCUCGAAACUGGUGUCAUCUUGAAAAUUUGUUCCAAGUGGAUCCGCCUUGCGAAGUACACUGCUACAAUUUGUAAAUUGCAAUAUGGGCCAUAAUGUAAUUAAUUAAAGGUUUAAUUAGUAAAUUUUUAAUAAUUAGUUUGCAUCUUAAUUUUUUGUGCAAGUAUUGUCCACCGCUUCGAGCAGAGCAGCUCAUGAACUAGAAUUGUGAUACCUGCCACAGGCAACCUGUAAAGAUUUUUGAAAGUGUUUGCUGAAACACCCUGUGUAUGUACACAUAUAUAAAAACUUGUGGAGCACUGGUAUUUUCUUUUAUGUAAGCCUUGUCUUGCAGUAAGCCGGCUGUUGCUAUAAAUCGUAGCAUGUCAUUAAGUAGAGCUGCAAAGGCACAAACAUGGCAGGGCAAACACAUGAAGUGCUAUGUGCAGCCAAGCUGAUUUAGUUUUCUAAUCAUGAGUUGUAUUUAAAGACUGAUUGAGUGGUUGGGUGAUGGAGUGAUGCUUAAUGUCUCUCAGCAACUCGUCGACUAUGCAGGAGUGUCUUAAUGGGGGGAAGCUCUUUAUUACUUUUGGCCAUUUGGGGGUUCCUUCAUGCCCACACAAAGCGUGGUGUGCGAGUGCUUUUGCAUUCUUACCCCUACUCGAAUGCAUCUGUGGUGGCCGCGAAUUGGGAACCCUUGGCGUUGAUCCCAGCAACAGAAUUCUAUACCCACCGAGCCAUCAUGACGUGUAGAGGAAAGGAGCAAGGACAUGCAAGCAGGCUAGUCAGUAUUCCAUGGGGCACACUGUUGCAUAACUUGACAAACAUGUGACAAAUACAAGCACUAACUUGCAGUGUAACUUUACUUAGUUUACAUCCGCAUGCAUAUAAUGGCACGGUUUCCCACAGUAAAAAAGUGUUUGCAUUUUUUUAACCCAUCUUUUGUUACUUGAUUUGAUCUUAAUGCAUAAUAAUGACAGUGUCUCCCUCAAUAAAAUCACUUCGAAGAUAGUGCCA